AAGAUCCAACAACACCCCAUCCAUUUGAAAAGGAGGAGUUGAGAAUGGCGUUCAAGCACCAGCUCAUCCUCUCGACCGCCAUCCUGCUCGCCGUACUUGCCGCGGCGUCGGCCAGCUUCAGGGACCGAUGCGUCCCAGGGCGGGAGAUCCCAUACGAGUCGCUUAACGCCUGCCGCGAGUACGCGGUCAGACAAACAUGCGGCUACUACCUCUCCGCCGAGAGGCUGAAGAGGCAGUGCUGCGACGAACUGUCCAAGGUCCCGGAGUUGUGCCGGUGCGAGGUGCUGCACAUCCUCAUGGAUGGGAGAGUGACUAAGGAGGGUGUGGUUAAGGGCAGCCUCCUCAAGGACAUGUCCGGAUGCAAAAAGUUGACGAGGGAGUUCAUCGCGGGCAUCGUCGGGCGGGAGGAGUGCAACUUAGAGACUGUCUUCGGGCGGUACCAUUACUGCCCGACCCAAUAUCCUGAAGUGGUCGUGUAACUUUAUAAAUAGCUCGAGCGUGAAUAAGCUUGUUGCUCGAUCGAUGGACUAAUCGCAUAUGUGUAUCUAUGCGCAUGUGCGGAAAAUAUGGCAACAAAGAGCAUCCGAGAGGAUGAUGUUUAUCUUCUGUUAAGAUGUGCGGCAGUUAUACUAGUGCAGAAAAGCUUAUAUAUGGUGUGUUUGAUUGCCGUGCU
This is a messenger RNA of Triticum dicoccoides, 673 nucleotides long. RefSeq names its product trypsin/alpha-amylase inhibitor CMX1/CMX3-like. The transcript has a single exon. The record is from RefSeq and is a predicted model, not a curated record. Lineage: Eukaryota; Viridiplantae; Streptophyta; Magnoliopsida; Poales; Poaceae. Bases 45 to 479 code for a protein of 144 amino acids. Gene Ontology annotation, molecular function: serine-type endopeptidase inhibitor activity.